Molecule: messenger RNA, 2912 nt
Organism: Aplysia californica (California sea hare)
Lineage: Eukaryota; Metazoa; Mollusca; Gastropoda; Aplysiida; Aplysiidae
Product: carnitine O-palmitoyltransferase 2, mitochondrial
Exons: 15
Coding region: 332-2344 (670 amino acids)
Biological process (GO): fatty acid beta-oxidation
Cellular component (GO): mitochondrion
Molecular function (GO): carnitine O-palmitoyltransferase activity
Source: RefSeq, a predicted model, not a curated record
GUUUCUCCACUGAGUUGUUUUGUUAUUGUUUUCACUGCUGUGCUUUGCUCGUUGUGUUCGUUGCCCCUCUCGGUCAAAGUCCAGUGCAGUAAUAGUGAUAGCAGCCUGCGUACCGGUCACAUCAUAUCUACUAGAUCUAGAUCUAGAUAUUGCUUAGUUUGUUCUCGUAGUUGCCUGACUUUGGUCUGAGUUACUUGUUCUGUAACUGUAAAUGCACAUUUCGGAUUGUCUGAGUGACCGAGAAAAAACAUUUUAGAAUUUUAGAGUGGGGAUCGGUCGUUGGCAAUCGUAUCAAAAGAUCCUGACACUGAGUUUGACGUGUCUCGGAAAGAUGUUUCCCAGGAUUUACUUACAGACAUCGCCAAAACUGCCAUCAUGUGUUGGAGCUGCAAAUACACAUGGAAGGCUUCUUCAUUCUUCAAAAGUACUAUGUGGCUCCCAAGAGAAAGAGUAUCUUCAUGCAUCCCGGGUACCCACGUAUCACUUUCAAAACAGUCUGCCUCGGCUUGCAAUUCCUCCACUGGAGAAAACCUGUGAAAGAUAUCUGAAAGCUCAGCAACCAUUGGUCUCAGAAGCAGAGCUUCAGGAACUCCAAACAAUUGCUUCUGAAUUCCAGAACAAUCAAGGACAAGAACUUCAGAAGGAACUAGUUGAAACAGACAAGAAAAACAAGCACACAAAUUAUGUAACAGGUCUGUGGUUUGAUAUGUACCUCAAAGAUCGUAGACCUGUCGUGCUCACUCACAACCCUUUCAUCUCUUUCAACGAUGAUCCAAGACCUGAGUACAAUACACAGCUGAUCAAAGCGUCCAACAUGUUGAUCUCGUCCACUCGCUUCAUGAAAACCUUGAGAGAUGAACUGCUGGAACCAGAAGUCUUUCACUUAAAUCCUGCCAAAUCUGACACGAGCACUUUCCGUACUGUUUCCAGAUUGCUGCCAUCCUCUUUGUCCUGGUAUGGGGCGUAUCUGUUCAAAGCUUUUCCACUGGAUAUGAGUCAGUACAAAAGACUGUUCAACUCAACUCGUAUUCCAAGGCCAGAGAAAGAUGAACUGUACACAAAUGAAAAGUCCAAGCACAUUGCUGUUUUGAGGAAUGGAAAUGUCUAUGUGUUUGACAUGAUGGAUGGGGAUGGUAACAUCAUACCUGAGACAGAUGUCCUUGCUCACCUGAGCUACAUCCUGAAUGACAACACACCUGCCGCUGAGUUCCCUAUCUCUACACUGACAUCUGAGUACAGAGAUCCGUGGACACAAGCCCGAAUUCAGCUGAUCAAAGCCGAUCCCCAAAACGAAGAACGACUGCGCCUUGUCGAUGGCGCUAUGUUUGUUCUCUGCCUUGAUGAUGACCAACCUGGCGAUCCGGAUGCUAUGACCCGCAGUUUCCUCUAUGGAAAUGGAUCAAAUCGAUGGUUUGAUAAAAGUUUUCAGCUGAUUAUCACAAAAGAGGGAACUGCAGCUGUCCACUUUGAGCAUGCUUGGGGUGACGGUGUGGCCGUCCUGAGGUAUUUCAGAGAGGUCUACUCGGACGCCCUUCAGAAAUCUCGUGUCCAUCCUGACACCAAACCUUCUCCAAAUGCCAGCUCUGACGAAAAAGUAGUGAGGCUCAACUUUACUCUUGAUCCCUCUGUGAAGGAAGCAGUUGCCAAGGCAAAGUCUCGGUUUGAUGAUGUGACAAAUUCUCUGGACGUGUCUCAUAUACAGUACCACAAGAUGACCAAGACUCAUGUGAAAAAGGCCAAACUCAGUCCUGAUUCCAUCAUGCAGUUGACCGUUCAGCUGGCCCAUUAUCGCAUGUACGGGAAGAAUGUUGGAACGUACGAGUCGUGCAGUACAUCGGCUUUCAAACAUGGCCGCACAGAAACUGUACGCUCAUGCACGUCAGCCACCAAAGCUAUGUGUGAGCGUCUGUACGGGAGCUCCGGCCCCCAGGGCAGUGCAGAUGAGCUGAUGGAGGGACUGCGCGAUUGCUCAAAGGUGCACGGACAACUCACGAAAGAAGCUGCCAUGGGCCAGGGUUUCGACCGUCACCUGUACUUCCUGAAGCACAUGGCAGAGAGCCGAGGCCUGUCUCUGCCCAUGUUCACACACCCAGCAUACGCCAACCUGAACCACAUCAUCCUGUCUACCUCAACACUCUCGGACCCGGCUGUUUUGAUCGGAGGCUUCGCCGCUGUCACACCCGAUGGCUUUGGUGUUGGUUAUGGCAUUGAAAACAACGCGAUCGGCUUCAACAUAACCAGCUACCCAGCAUGCAGUGCCUCAGACUUCGUGGCUAACUGUGAGAAAUCUCUGGAUGACAUCCAUGACAUUCUUAAAGGCCAAAAACCAGCAUGCAAGUCCUGAUCACACACUCUGUGCCUAAGACUUUCAUUUUUUUCAAGAUUGUGUACCUUUUUUUUAUGUACCCCUUAGUUAUUUUAUUUUUAGAAUUUAUAAGAUAAGAAUUUUUUGAGAGAGGUAGGCAGGCAAAGGAGGAUCUUGAGACUCAAAAGUGCAAUUGUUGUGGUUCUGAACACCUAUAUUUUCUACUGAGACUUAUUUUCUACUAAGACCUGUUUUAUACCAAGACAGAAUCAUUCAACAGAAUGAAUAAUCGCCUUAGGUUGUCUUAUGUGUCUCAAUUUUGUAAAUUGAUACAGACUUUUUGAAAAGAUCGACAAAAAGAUGAGUUAUGUGCGUAUCUGCUGAGAACUUGGGCCAGCUGAAACAGAAAAGAGAUUGUGUCCUUAUCUGACUAGUGGAGUGUAGUAGAGUGCAGAAUGUUGCAACUGCCAUUAUCUAUGUGUGAUGUGCUUCUUACACAAAUGUGAGACAUUCUGACGAGAUGAGUUACAUCUCGCAUUUCGCGAAUGGAGAUGUCUGUAAAAAAUCAGCACAUCAAAAUUAAUAAAUUUUCAACUGAUGCAGUUUU